Xiphias gladius (swordfish) is the source of this 4011-nucleotide messenger RNA. It is a transcript of the gene peds1b, whose product is annotated as plasmanylethanolamine desaturase 1. Lineage: Eukaryota; Metazoa; Chordata; Actinopteri; Istiophoriformes; Xiphiidae. The record is from RefSeq and is a predicted model, not a curated record. The transcript has 6 exons. Gene Ontology annotation, molecular function: oxidoreductase activity. Bases 114 to 941 code for a protein of 275 amino acids.
UUGGUCGAAAUGCCUGCGUUGGUCUGUGGGCUGAGAAGGUCGAUGAUUCCGUUGGCUCCCGGCUGAGAGAGCAGAGAGUCUGAAGGGGCUGUGGCUGGGCCCACGGCGGAGAAAUGGCGAGAACGGCUAACGAGAGCGGGCGUGGAGUGGAAACGCUGAACCCGGAGCCGCAGGGACCGGGCCGGGGAACGGCCAGAUGGGGUCCACAACACGCCGGUGCCCGAGAACUGGCCACUUUGUACUCGCCAGGCAAAAGAUGUCAAGAAUGGAUAAGCGUUGUCCUCUGCUUCUCUCUCAUGGCCUUCAAUUUCAUUCACCUCCUUGCCAAUUUCCAUCUGGGGCAUUUGUGGUACAUUCUGUUGGGCAUUGUGGCAGGAAUACUCACCGCAGACUUUGCGUCUGGACUUGUUCACUGGGGGGCUGAUACGUGGGGAUCGGUGGAUCUACCCAUCUUUGGAAAGGCCUUUAUACGACCAUUUAGAGAGCACCACAUCGACCCCACAGCCAUCACCCGCCAUGACUUCAUUGAGACCAAUGGUGACAACUGCAUGCUGACCAUAGUCCCUCUGGCAAACAUGGCCUUCAACUUCCUGACCCUUUCCCCUGCGGAGAUUUACCAUAACUACUCAUGGUACUGCUACUUGUUUGCACUUGCCAUCUUUGUGACCCUUACCAACCAGAUUCACAAGUGGUCACACACGUACUUCGGCCUUCCUCGUUGGGUCGUGUUCCUACAGCACUGCCACGUCAUCCUUCCCCGCAAGCACCACCGCAUCCAUCACGUCUCCCCCCACGAGACGUACUUCUGCAUCACUACAGGUUGGCUGAACUACCCACUGGAGAAGCUGGGUUUCUGGAGGAACCUGGAGGAUCUUAUCCAGGGUGUGACAGGAGAGAAGCCCAGGGCAGACGACCUGAAAUGGGCUCAAAAAGUCAAGUAACGCUGCAGGCUAACUGCACCCUACCUCAGAAGAUGCUGGCUCCGUCCAGGCUUCUCAUCCCCUUUUUUGCCUCACUUAAACUGUAAUCCAUAGGAAGGAAAACUAACAGUUUCUGAUGCCAUAGCUUUAAGUCUUGCACAUUUUGUCUGUUUUUCAAGAGGAGGGCUUUGUUGGUGGAAGUUUUUCAUUACUUACUCAUGGAGAUCACGAUUUCAAAUCGCAAUAUAUCCUUAACUCUCCGUAUGUCUAACACAACUCAUCACUUUUUGGAGGUGACUUAGAAAGCCUGUUGCGAAGACGGUUUGGUCAGAUACAUAAGUAUCUGACCAAACCGUCUGAUCUCUCUGUUCAAGGAGAUCAAAAGAUUUCCUUCACGUCAGAAAAUUCAAAACGAUCCCAAAAAAGAAUACUUGAAAGUGUGAACGCUCACUUUUUUUCUCCUCCAGAGCCACAACUGCUCAUUUGGAGGGUUGAUAAAUCACAUUAUAUAUAGCACUGCUUUAUUAUUACUCUGGAUCAGUCUUUUCAUCUCCACCUUAUUAAGGGUCUACUUGAUGAAAGUAAUAAAAUUGGAUUUAGGCCAUGGUAAGUAGUAGGGCUCGGGCGAUAUAUAGAAGGCCUUUAGGAUGUUUUUGCAAUGUUGAUAGCUAAAGAACAAAUUACUGUUACAUUUGUUGGCUGUUUUUUAAAGAGAGGUGACGACAAAGUGCGUUUUGUUUUGUUUGUUGUUUUUUUCAGUAAUAACCUGUGCCCGUUGUUGAGUCUAGUAACUUGUAAGGAAUCAAAAUGCAGCCAUAUUUAAUUGUGAUGAACUAGUCAAUUUGAGACAAUGACUACAGUUACAGCGGAGGAGUGAGUGUUACUUUACAGCCCAACUCAUCCCACCAGGAUGCUACAUGACAUGUCCAACAGCUCAGAAAACACAUUUUGAAAUAAACAAACCAAAAAGGACAAAGAACUAGAUUGCUCAUAUCAAUGUCAGAUCCUAAGCUGGCAUUUUCUACUUGAAUUUGUUAUUUUCUGGAUGUUAUCUGGCCAUUGAAACUGCAAACAUAGAAGGUGAGAAAUUUUCAGGCUAAGUGGGGACACACGGUAAUUUGAUCUGAAAAGUCACAUGGAAAUGCCUGCGACUGUAGUCAGUGUUGAAGCCAGACUGGUGAUAGACAUAUAUCAUGCUGGCGUUCUGCUGAGUCAUUCUGGCCCUACUAAGUAGCCUCUUCAGAUGAUCAAUGUGCCGCUGUGAAAAGCAUUUUUUUAGGUUUUGACUCCUUGUGAACAGACUGUUCUGCGGGAAAGAGGCACAUGCAGUUUUGUGAGGCUGCCUUACACACCGUAAAUGCAGUUCUUGUGUCUGUCUUUUGUUCUGUUUUACUUGCAGCAUUUCUUCGUGUUGUUGCAGUGGAAAUUCUGUAUUUCUGGGAUCUGUGUCUCAUUUAAUCAGGCACGGAUACUCCAAAGUUAUGUGCCAACUGUAUGUAACAUGGUUUUCACUCCUCGCAUCUUGCUAUUCUCUUUGUAUUGUGGGAAGGGACGGUCAAUUUCAGAGCGUAACAUUCCCCGUGAGCAAUGUUGCCACAGCGUACCGUCUUGGUGCCUGCGACAAAUUGGUGACGCUACAAGGGCUUCAGUGAAAGCUGACGAUCCAGGAGUUUCUUCAGUCCUAUAUAUGAGAUUAUUUAAUUAAUUAACUGGUUGAAAGUUGUUUGUUUUUUUUGUUUUUUUUAAUGCUUCAGUCAGUAAUUUGUAAAUGUAUUGUACAGCGAAUAACUAUGCAGUGAAAUAAGAGGCCCUUAACUAUAUGUCUUAACUCAUAUGAUUAGGUCAAAAUGCCUUUCUUUUUUAAUAGUUUACAACAUUUACUUAGUUGGAAAACUGGAGCUCAAAAAUUUAGCUACUUAAUAAACUGCAUGACAAAAUGACUUUCACUAAUUAAGAUGUCACUUACACAGACGUAAGAAUGCGUGCAUGCAUACAGCAUGUCGGCUUGUGCAAGCAAUAUACUGGGUCACCAGCUUUCCUUCGAGUUUGUGUAAGGCAGACACUGACCAGCGAGGACUGUGCUCGCUCCAGAUGGAAUUAAUUGCCCCUCUUUCGAAACAUGACACCAAAUUUUGACCAAAUGCUCCCAGGUUUGAACUAUCAAAAUGUUAUCUUCAUUCCAAGGAAAUCCUGGCAAAGGUUUUCAGGUUGAAAUGGGAGAAGCUAACCUUGCUGUUCAGUUGGGUGGACCAGGUUAAAGGCUUAAUUGUUAAGCUUCUGGUGUUAUACCCAAAGUAGAUCAUAUAAUUGUUGUAGUUAACUUUGAAACCAAAAUUUUGUUUUAUAUUAUGUAAUAUUCCACUUUUUGAAUCCUUCAUACUUGAUUAUAAAGAAUAAUUCACCCUAGGAAAACAGCAGAAGUACACUAGAGGUUGCAUAGUGCUUGUUGAGUAUAGUGAGAAGCGUUUCUGUGUGCGCUAGGUAAUGUAAUGUAUGCUGGUAAAUGGGUGGUAGUAUGUGUCACUGCAUCAAAGUUUAAGGCCUGCGUGCAAGUUUUACUCCUGUAGUUCGUUUAGGCAAAAUAUUGUUGGGGCACCGCUAACUGCAGUCAGUAGACACAUUUAAACCUUGACACCAGGCUUAUUUUCUAAACAGGAAUUUUGGCGUUGGCCCUGCUGGAUGUCACGACGCUUCAGUAAAUUGCUUUUUGUGGUAAUAUAAAAGUAAUGAUGAUUUUUAAGGACGUUUUGUGUUUUUGUAAUACCGCAAAAUAGGGCAAGCUAAGGAUAGUGGUUAGAAAAGCUAGACAUGACAUGCCAUAAUUAGUGUGGAGAUUGGCAAAACUGACAACUAAAUAAAAAGCACAUGGAUGAACUCAGAAGGAGCACUUUGCUUGGAGACAGACUUGCCAUACUUGCCAUUAAUGGCUGUUGUACUUUGGAGUCUGGUUGUGAGUAUGGAUUUAACAUACAUUGACUUAUUCUUAUUCUCCAGAUGAUCUCAGGAUUGUGGUUAAGGUGAUUGAAGUAAUUUGAUAUGAAUUUGUUAAAAAAAGAAAAUUAAAAAAAAAAAAAAAAAAAGCAAACCAAAA